AUGGAAUUUAACUUUAGACUGGCCAUACCGAUAUUGUUCGUAACAUUAGCAGUUUUAAUACAAUCAAGUUAUUCGAUAAAAUGCUGGGAUUGCAGAUCGGACGCUGAUCCGAAAUGUUCCGAUCCAUUCGAUAACACCACAUUCGCCAUAACAGACUGCGCUACAUUGAAGGAAUUGGACUAUUUGAAAGGCGUACUUCCUACUAUGUGCAGAAAAAUUAGACAGAAAGUGCACGGCGUUUGGAAGUACAUAAGAAGUUGCGCAUAUCUCGGGGAGCCGGGUAUAGCAGGAGACGAAAGGUUUUGCCUAAUGCGAACCGGUACUUAUAAUAUUUUCAUGGAAUAUUGUACUUGUAAUACUAAAGAUGGUUGUAAUACUUCGUCGAACUUAAGGAUCUCUUCGGGAUUGAUAUGGGGCACUAUAUGUGCUUUUAUUGCAUAUAGGUUUAUUUUGUAA
Phyllotreta striolata is the source of this 456-nucleotide messenger RNA. Lineage: Eukaryota; Metazoa; Arthropoda; Insecta; Coleoptera; Chrysomelidae. The record is from the annotation of a GenBank genome assembly.